Molecule: messenger RNA, 1948 nt
Organism: Gamsiella multidivaricata
Lineage: Eukaryota; Fungi; Mortierellomycota; Mortierellomycetes; Mortierellales; Mortierellaceae
Product: EXS family-domain-containing protein
Exons: 5
Coding region: 212-1774 (520 amino acids)
Biological process (GO): phosphate ion transport; cellular response to phosphate starvation
Cellular component (GO): cytoplasm; Golgi apparatus; plasma membrane
Molecular function (GO): inositol hexakisphosphate binding
Source: RefSeq, a predicted model, not a curated record
GGCGCGCUAUGGCAAAGUUGCGGAUUCCAGAUCACAAGAACCAGUCGCAUCAUGCCGCGACCGCAAGGGUUGGCAUCUAUCUAGGCGUGGCGAUACCAUUGCUGAUCCUGGGAGUCGAAGGAGCCUUUAACAAAGACACGCAGGCCAGGAUCCUGUAUUGGGACAAGUUAUUACUCGUGUAUGCAGGGUUGUUCUUGACGAUCCUUUUUGCAUGCCUUUUCGGUAUCAACAUGCUCAUGUUGCAUACUUCUACCCCCUCAUCGCCAUGGUCACCAUACUUGCGAUUUUGCUCUGUCCGCUGCCAAUCGCCAACUGGAGUGCGCGGAGAUGGUUCCUGCAGAGUACUAGACGGCUUAUCGUCAGCGGAUAUUACAGUGUCGAGUUCCGGGACUUUUUUUUGGGGGAUGAGAUGAACUCGCUCGCGUAUUCCAUCGAGCAGUUUGAACUUGCCAUCUGCGCAUAUACACAGGAGUGGAAUGACUUGGCACGAAAAUGCGACACAAGUCAUAUCUGGUUCACACCAUUUGUGACAUCCAUUCCUGCAUGGUUUCGUCUCAUACAAUGCCUUCGCCGUUACCGCGACACGCAGUGGCUUCCGCACUUGAUCAAUUCUGGCAAAUACUUUAUGACGCUGGCGCAACUCUUUACCUAUUUUUUGUAUCGCCACUAUUCUAGUUCGCAGCACCGGACUGUCUUCGUUGUGGUCUCAAGUAUAAUGAGCCUCUAUACCUACUCAUGGGAUGUCUACAUGGAUUGGGGACUGUUUCGAUUCGGGAGACAUGGUGGCGGUGCCUAUGGACAUCCUUUCUUAAGAGCCGAAUUGGUCUAUCCUCACCAAUGGGUUUAUUAUCUGGCGAUUGUUCUGAAUUUCUUUGGAAGGUUCGCGUGGGUGCUCAGAUUGGCACCCUUUAAGAUCAACGCCUUUGCGCUUUCAUUUAUUAUGGCCUUGAUUGAGGUCCUCCGUCGCUGGAUAUGGAAUUUUUUCCGCCUGGAGAACGAACAUCUCAACAACUGCGGCCAGUUUCGUGCAAUUAAGGACAUCCCCCUGCCUUUCCAUAUCCGCGUGGAAGGUGAAUCUGAGGAGGAGAAGGGUGACGAGGGAGAAGGAUGGAAGAGCCACGAACAAGGCGACCAUGAGAGAGGAGCUGCAGUCAAGUCCCAGGGAGAGCAUGACUUGGGGGUACUUGCCGGAGAAAGUGGAUCUACAUCCAAGGCCCCUGGCACUGACACGGCCUCUCGCUCCCGUCGCCAAGGUCUGUCACGGUCGGCGAGCUCUCGUAGUGGAAGAGGCGCUGCUCUUCAAAUCGAGCCUGAGGGGCAUGCAGGGACUAGUCAAGCCUCUGUUCAUUCUGCAGCCAAGCCCACAGGCAGUGUCCAUCGGAAAGCGCCCAGGAGACGACCCAGCCAAACCUCAGAGGGGCCCUUUGGUAUUCAACGCAGCAAUUCGUUUGUGGAUCAAGCGAUGACGGAGGCGGGGAUUGACGCUCUCCAGAAAGAGCAUCUUACUGCCUUGAACAAAUUUUAUGACCGCCGCGACUUUGAUACGAAGAUCAUCGAUGCUCCUCAUGAACCACUCAAGCCCGGGACGCGGCCGAACACAGUAGGUUCGUCCAGGUCACUAGGCAUAGGACUGGCUAACGACGAGCAGGACGGCGCCAGUAAUGUGAAUAAUGCAGCAGAAGAUGGACGUCAAAGAAGAUGCGGGCACGUCCAUUUUAAUUGGGGAGAGGAUUCAGAUGAAGAGGAGGAUUCAGAUGAUUAUGAUGAGGCAUAGACCCUGAGAAACGACAUCAAUCAUAGCAUAAUACAUAUCACGUCUACGACAUCAAUCGUAUGCAACAUAUCACGCCCACGACAUUAGAGCGGUUGUAUUCAAUAGAAAUGCGAUUGGCUGUUAUGUUGCUACUACGCUAAUGUUACCACCAAAAUAUGUUCUUUUUGUUUCUUG